AACAAAAAUGCUUUCAAUAAUACUUAGACAGCCACAGCUACACUCUAAUGUGGCUACCACUGUUAGCGCCUGUGGUAUAUACCUAAACAAUAAAACUCUUCCCUAUCGGCCAAUAUCACAUCAUCUGGGUACAUUCGAAGCUAACAAUUAUAAUAUUGGGGAUUUGAUUACGAGUACUCGGACAGAACGUCAAACUCAACUGGGCAUAUCAAAACGUACUUUAUCAACGUUGAAAAAUAAGUAUACGCCGGUAAAGGUGUCAAAAGAUGAAAGGAGUAAAUUUAUGGCCAUUUACCCAGAUGUUCUGCAAGACCUGGCCCAGAUAGCUGAGAAAUCCAAAACUAAAGAAACUGUAGAUUGGUUAAGAAAGGCUGUAGAUUAUAAUAUGUCACCAACGAAUGGGAAAUGUGGGCUAAUCUCUGUUUUGACACACAAAAGCUUAGUCAAAGACGAUCAGCUGAGUGCAGAAAAACUAAGACUGUCGCACUUGCUUGGUUGGUGUGUUGAACUGCUACAUUGUGCUUUACUAAUCGCUGAUGAUAUGGUAGACAAUGGCACCGCACGUCGUGGUCAGUUGUGUUGGCAAAAACUAGAAGAAGUUGGCGUAAAUGCCAUUAGCGACGCGCUAAUGAUCGAAAACUGCAUCUACGAAUUACUCAAAAAGCAUUUCCGUCACUUGGAUUGCUAUGUAGAUCUGAUCGAAUUGUUUCGUGAAAAUACCUUUAAAUGCAUAUCUGGACAAUCAUUGGAUAUGCUGCUUAGUAAAAGGAGCGUCGACACUUUCAAUAUGGACAUUUACAACACACUUGUGAUGAAUAAAACUUCAAACCACUUCUUCUCCUUGCCCAUAAUGUUGGGUUUACAUUUAGCGGGGGGAGCAGCAAAAGAGGAAGACGUAAAAGAUAGGAAAAUCUUCGAUGCAUGCGAAGCUAUCACAAUUGAACUGGGCCAGUUCCUUCAAAUACAAAAUGAUUUUCUCGAUUGUUUUGGUAAUCCUGAUGUUACUGGCAAAAUUGGCACAGAUAUACAAGCGAAUAAGUGUUCCUGGUUGGCGGUGCAGUGUAUGGAGCGAGCAAAUCCUGAACAGAGAGCUAUCAUGGAAGAGUGCUACGGUCAAUAUGAUCCCCAGAAAAUUGCGAGAGUCAGGCAAGUCUAUAUGGAGUUAAACCUACCCAACACCUAUGCCAAAUACGAGGAAGAAACAUAUAAUAGGAUCAAAACACUUAUUCACAAAGAAUCGGAUGGUUUACCGCGUGAAGCUUUAUUAGAAAUACUGAAUACACUUUUUGAAAAAAAUAUCAAAUAAAAAUAAAAUAAUUUUAAGUGUCUUUGAGCUUUGUGUGAGAAGCGUUUGUGUAGUUAACGUUAACCAAACAUUUAGUAACGGGCCCUUAUUCCCGCUUUCGUAUUAACUUUGUAAGCACAAAUUCUUGGUACAGUAUUUAUAUGUGCGUACAUACAUAUACAUUUGUGUAUAUUUAAUGAUUUGAAGUUUAUCAGAACUAAUAAAACUUUGCUCUAAAAUUAUCUAGGUUCACCUAAAAUUUAUUUCUAAAUUAGGGCUGCCAUAAUUCUGAACCAUCGACCAGGACACUUAUUCCCUAUAAAUACAGUUUCGUUGGUACUGGCGUUAUUUUGAAGUGUUUUCUGAUAUUAUAAACAGUGUGGUUUAGUGGCACAAUCCGUAGAGCCGAAUGAUUGAUUAUGA
This is a messenger RNA of Rhagoletis zephyria (snowberry fruit fly), 1708 nucleotides long. Its product is annotated as farnesyl pyrophosphate synthase-like. Gene Ontology annotation, biological process: trans, trans-farnesyl diphosphate biosynthetic process. The record is from RefSeq and is a predicted model, not a curated record. NCBI's taxonomy places the organism in Eukaryota, Metazoa, Arthropoda, Insecta, Diptera, Tephritidae. Gene Ontology annotation, molecular function: dimethylallyltranstransferase activity; (2E,6E)-farnesyl diphosphate synthase activity. Gene Ontology annotation, cellular component: cytoplasm.